Molecule: messenger RNA, 1355 nt
Organism: Sander lucioperca (pikeperch)
Lineage: Eukaryota; Metazoa; Chordata; Actinopteri; Perciformes; Percidae
Gene: kcne4
Product: potassium voltage-gated channel, Isk-related family, member 4
Exons: 2
Coding region: 147-656 (169 amino acids)
Biological process (GO): regulation of ventricular cardiac muscle cell membrane repolarization; negative regulation of delayed rectifier potassium channel activity; membrane repolarization during action potential
Cellular component (GO): membrane
Molecular function (GO): delayed rectifier potassium channel activity; potassium channel regulator activity; voltage-gated potassium channel activity involved in ventricular cardiac muscle cell action potential repolarization
Source: RefSeq, a predicted model, not a curated record
GCAGGGUCUUUAUAUAAAUAACUUCAUCCAUUUAGUAGCGCUGACAAACUCGAGAAGAGCUGCAAGGAGACACAAGAGAUUCACACGAGACAUAGCUCUUCAGUUUGCGCACUUUCUAGGUCUUCCACAUAGGCUGCACUGAAAAAAUGGAACAGUUGGAAAACUCCACAGCAUCACCCAAACGCCUCUUCCUGCACACACAGAGCACCGCGCACUCCCAGGCGGAUAAAAGCGACGCGUACUUGUACAUAUUAAUAGUCAUGUCUUUCUACGGAAUCUUCCUCUGUGGUAUAAUGCUGGGCUACUUCCGCUCCAAAAGGAGAGAGAAAAGGAGAAUAAACAUCUUCACGCGCCUCGUGCACGAGGAGGAGCAGCGGGAGUGGGGCGCGCUCCCCAAGAAACACAGCCUUACCUUUCCCGCCGCUGUCUCGGAGCUGCGCUCGGUGCAGGUGUCCCUGCCUUUCUGCGGUAACCACGGCAACAACUUCGGGCAUCUCCACUACGAGGGCGCGCUGCCAUCACCGCUGGCGUGCGCACAGUGCACGGAAGAGAGCAGCAUCAGCUCCCUGUGCUCCACGGACACGCGCUUCGUCAUAGAGGAGGAGUCGGACAACUGCGCGGCCGAUGGGUUGGAGGGGAACGUGAAUUGCAGAUGAUUCAGGCUGAACUUCACCCAGAAAAAAACUCUGUGUGUUACCGUCCAUGGCCAAAAAAGAGAAGAAACAUCACCUGGAGAGAAGCACAGGAUGUUAUCAGGCUUCUUCAUAUCACAGAGGCCCAAACAGUCAACAUCAUCCAUGUGUUAUCCACAAAAGGGCUGGAACAAGUCAAACAACACUAUGUGGUCAAUGUGAUACGUAGGCUAUUAGACGGUAGUCAGUUUAGAGAGGGGGCAUUGGUCCAGAAUAUUUUUCGUUUGAUGUUUGAUAUUUUUCCAUGAUCUCUACUCUCUAUAUUUAGGAGAGUAAGAACAAGUUCUGAUUCAGUGCCACACCUACAUACUACAUUCUCAGUAGCAACAUGAAACCACAUACACACAUUUGGCCAUGUUUCUUUUUUUUUUUUAAUGAAAAGUGAUCGUGGUGAGAGUGAAACAUAUAAUUACAAUGGUCAUUUUUAUGUUAUAUGUUGGCAUAACCUAUUGAUAGUAAUGCAGUUAUUCAAUUCAAUCCUACAACUUUAUUUAUCCCUGCAAGGGCAGUUGUAUGCAGCAGCUCACCACCCAGGUCCACACACACACACACACACACACAUACACAUCAAUAGCUAUAUGUUGUAAUAAUUCAUUAAUAGAUUAACAGAUAAAUAUAAAUAUCCAAAUAUAUCUAAAACUAUAAUACAAUAAUUGCACUGAA